Molecule: messenger RNA, 339 nt
Organism: Notodromas monacha
Lineage: Eukaryota; Metazoa; Arthropoda; Ostracoda; Podocopida; Cyprididae
Source: the annotation of a GenBank genome assembly
AUGCAGUUUUUCUGCGAAUAUCGAGGCUCGGAAACAAAACUGGAUAAAUUGCACAAACUAUUCGAGGAUUGCGGGCGCAUGAAAAUCCCUGUCAGCCGCAUUUCCGGGACGGACGUGUACGGGCUGACAGGCGAAGGCGUCACUUUGGGAUGCAAAGUGAACAAAGCGAUUUGCGGGGACAUCCACAACAUAAAAUGGUACAAAAACAACCAACGGGUCUUCGUCUUUUCCGAGAUGGCGAAGGUUCAGCGGCCCGAAGGAGACUUGGUCGGGAGGCUGAAGAAAACUUCCUGUGGACUGUCACUGACGAUCCGCGGACCACGGGCUGAGGAACAGUGA